AUGAGCAGCAGCAGUCCGAAGUACCUAACAGUUCUUGACGCUGGAGGCCUGGCUCGGAUCUCCGGGAGUUGGCUCACCGGGCAGCUCCAAGCAUUUAGAGCCUGCGACACAUUCCAACCAGACUUCCUCCGCGGCAUCCUUUUCACUACAUCCACAGAAGAUGCUGCUCUCGAACCGCAGGCAAGAGCGGUUCUCCGCAACGCAGGCGUCGAAUGGACGAGCGUGCUAUCGAAAUCGUCGCACGACCAGUCCGCCCUGCGUCCCGGUCCUUACCUGAGCUCCCGCAAUUUCCUCUUCGAGCUCCGCCGCAUCCACGAUGACACGCACGAAUGCUUCGUCACCACUGUAAUUCAAGCGCCCUCUAUACAGCCAUGCUUCCAGUCGCUCCCUUUCGGCAGCUCCGACCGCGCCACCGCCCCAGCCGCAGCGGUCCCGUCGCGCCUGACCACUUCCACCGCCGCUACCACAGCCAACCUCCCCCUCGCCGGCCUGCGCAUCGCUGUCAAAGACAACUUCGACCUCGCCGGUAUAACAACGUCGCUAUGCAACGCCGCGUACGCCUCCUUCCACCCCCCUGCCGCCGUCACCGCAGCCUGUGUGCAGAGGCUCGUUGACCGCGGUGCAACGGUGCUGGGGAAGACGAGGCUGUCCAGCUUCGCGGCGACGGAAGAGCCGCUCGAGUGCAUCGACUGGCCGGCACCGUGGAACCCACGCGCCGACGGGUACCAGAGCCCUGCGGGAAGCAGCAGUGGGAGCGGUGCUGCGGUGGCGGCGUAUGAAUGGUUGGAUGCGGCUGUUGGAUCGGAUAAUGCCUUGGAGUCCAAGCGCAGAUGGUCGAGCUGGAAUCGCGGUGGGCCGAGUCUACUCCGGCUGAGGCUGGAGGUUGUGGGUUGUCAGAAUAUAUGGAAGCCGCUUGUCGGAAUUCCUUUUGGCACGAUGAUUUCCAUAACUUGGAUGGAUUUCGAAGCGCAUAUGAAGGGCAUGGCAUCCAAAAUUUCCCGAGCUGAGAGAGAUGAUGCCACAGACAAGCUCGAGGUCUAUCGAAACUGGUUUACAGAAAAAAUCAUGAGAGUUAAAGAGAGCAACACCAUCGUCAUUCUGCCGAUUGAAGAGAUAUCGCCGCGCUACCGCGACGAGCCCCCAUCGCGAAAGUUCUAUCCAAAGGGUGUGCCAAUGCUAUUCUUAAGCCCCAUUAUUGGAGGACCAGAGCUCACAAUCCCAAUUGGACAAGUACCACCCCAGAGCAUCUUCGUCCUCGUUCCUGGCGUAGGAACCAAGGCACCGAACAAAUGGUAUGAUGAAAGCGAGCGGCUGUGGCUUAACUCGCUGCCACCGGCUAUCUCGGCAGGCGUGAGCGCGUACGCAUUCAACCACGACGUCACCCCACGUCAUUUUGCCUGGCCGCAGCUGUUUGGACAGGGCGAGAGGCUGCUUAAGCAGCUUGUCGAGCUGGGUGAAAACCAGGCGAAGCGCGUCCCCGCUGCCAAUGGGGCGCCGAAAGUGCCGAUUGUCAUCAUCGCCCACAGUGUUGGUGGCUUCAUCAUUAAAGAGGCUUUAUGCUCAGCAUUCGAGCAGAAGAACCAGUACAGAGACUUGCUUGAAACGCUGGCCGGGGUCAUCUUUCUGGGCACGCCGCAUUCGAUCUCUAGAGACGAUGAAGUGUGGGACAAUAUUCCUUACGCCAUUGAUCAGAGCUAUAAAGCGAAGAAUCUGAUUAAUUCUGAUGCCCGCCAAAGGCUUGCACAGCUCUCCAGCCGCUUCAUGCAGGCAGCCGCGGGGUUGCAAGUGCUGUCUUGCUAUGAAGUGGAGAAGACGAAGGUGAAAUCCUCGCUACUUUCGUCAUCAAAGAUCUUGAUUGCGCCUCGUGAGUUUGUGCAACUCAAAUUCUCAGGCGAGCGUGUUCUUGCGCUCCGAUCGGAUCAUCGAGGCCUGUGUGAUUUCAGAGCUCAGAGUUCGGAGUUUGCAGACCUUGCUGCUUUCAUUGAGACAGCUUUGGAAGACGCUCGUCUGAGGAUCGCCAAUGGCUCUCCGGAGUAUGAUGUACCGGAAGCUUUGGCAACGUUGACAGUCAAGGAUGUUAGUGACAUCGACUCACUGGAUCACGAGAAGGGUCAUAACAAUAGCGGAGGAGGAAACAGCUCCGCCGAACCACCGAGUGACCCCCGAGCUACCAAAGGCUCGUCAGACGCUGCGAUUGGAGACAUCAACGAUGUGGCUAAUUUUUCGUCCACUCUUCCAAACCCGAAACUCCCAUGUCACAUCAUCCCAUCCAACCGGAACCCCGGAUUCUUCGGAAGAGCAGACGUUCUGAGGCAGCUCGAUGAGAUCUUCCUCGAAAAGCAUGAUGAUAACGGCUCUGUCUCGUCCUCUGGCAAAGAAAUGACCAUGUUUGCCCUGGUAGGUCCCGGGGGAAUGGGCAAGACGCAGAUUGCCACUGAAUUUGUGCACUUGAGGAAGGACCGUUUCGACGCUAUAUUUUGGGUCUACGCGGAUCAAUCCAUGAAGGUCUCAGAUGGGUUCUCGAAGAUUGCUUUAGAACUCGGCCUCGUUUCGGAAGACUCUGCAGAUGCCAAAGACCCUGUUGUGGUAAGGGAGAACGUGAAAGGUUGGAUGUCCAAUCCCGUCAAAUCGUACGAGGCGUCUGAGACAAGCAUCGAGAAAGCCUCCUGGCUCCUUGUAUUUGACAAUGCUGAUGAUGCGGAUAUCAUUGGAGACUACUGGCCUGUGGACGGACCUGGAUGCGUUCUCUUAACAAGCAGGUAUCCCUUACAUCUGGACAGCAUUGAAGACUCGAUCUUGCAACCCUUUUCAACAGCGGACGCGUUCAAUUUCCUCAUCAAGCUGACGAAGCGGAAGGACGAUCCGGGAGAGAGACAAGCUGGUAUGGAAGUUGUAAGCAGACUGGGUGGGCUGCCCCUUGCGGUCACCCAAAUGGCCGGUAUCAUCACUCGGAGAGACUUGUCUUUCGUAGAGUUCUUGGCCGCUUACGAUGAGAGAGAGAACCAAGAAGACCUGUUCAAAACCAAGAUGGAAAACCCACUCACUCGCAGGAAGUCCGAGUACGAGCAUACGUUAGCCUCGCUCAUGAAUUACUCGGAAGGACUCGAGGGACUUGAGAGCGACAUGUCGAGCAAGUUUCGCUUGGCAAAGCUGCUCACAGACUCCGGGUGGUUUUACCACGAGAGCGGAAAUUCAUUGGAAGCUCUUCCACUAUAUGAAAAAGCCCAGCGCCUUGGCGAAUACGUUGAACGUAACUUGAAGGACGAGCUUUUCACAGAUGACACGAUCUCGAGUGAGGAUGUGACUGCCAUGUUGGCGGAGAUCCACCACAAUAUGGGCUGCGUCGCUACAGAGACAAACAAGCCGACUGAUGCCGUUCAUCACUUCACUGUUUUCAACGAGAUGAUGGCUGAAGAAGCGCGAACCAGUGGCAAGCAGAAGGAGUUUGCGAUCUCAUGGAAUGAACUGGGCAUUGCAAAAAUGAUGAACAAAGAGUGGGCAGAUGCCGAGAAGUGCUUUCUCCGCUCAAUUGAGAUCAUGGAGGAGGUGGAUGCUUCUGCGAAAGAACUAAAGUCUUUACCGACGGUAAAUUUGGGACUAUCAUACUGGCUCCAAGAUGGAAGACUGGAAGAAGCCGAUGCAGUGCUAACGGCUGGUCUGCGGGACCGCGAAGCAAUCUAUGGUGUCAAUGAUCGAGAGUCGUUCAUGUAA
Messenger RNA from Lasiodiplodia theobromae, 3711 nucleotides. Its product is annotated as Tetratricopeptide repeat domain-containing protein. The coding region runs from base 1 to 3711 and encodes 1236 amino acids. The record is from RefSeq and is a predicted model, not a curated record. Lineage: Eukaryota; Fungi; Ascomycota; Dothideomycetes; Botryosphaeriales; Botryosphaeriaceae. The transcript is spliced from 14 exons. Gene Ontology annotation, molecular function: protein binding; ADP binding.